Messenger RNA from Saccharomyces mikatae IFO 1815, 930 nucleotides. RefSeq names its product transcription elongation factor DST1 (gene DST1). Gene Ontology annotation, cellular component: nucleus. NCBI's taxonomy places the organism in Eukaryota, Fungi, Ascomycota, Saccharomycetes, Saccharomycetales, Saccharomycetaceae. The coding region runs from base 1 to 930 and encodes 309 amino acids. Gene Ontology annotation, biological process: transcription elongation by RNA polymerase I; regulation of mRNA 3'-end processing; DNA-templated transcription. The transcript has a single exon. The record is from RefSeq and is a predicted model, not a curated record. Gene Ontology annotation, molecular function: zinc ion binding; RNA polymerase II transcription regulatory region sequence-specific DNA binding.
AUGGAUAGUAAGGAAGUUCUGGUGCACGUUAAGAAUUUAGAAAAGAACAAAAGUAAUGAUGCAGCGGUUCUGGAAAUCUUACAUGUCUUGGAUAAGGAAUUCGUGCCCACUGAAAAGCUAUUGAGAGAAACAAAAGUUGGUGUGGAAGUCAACAAAUUUAAAAAGUCUACGAAUGCAGAGAUCAGUAGGCUUGUGAAAAAAAUGAUUGGCUCAUGGAAAGACGCAAUUAACAAAAAUAAGCGUUCCAGACAAGCGCAGCAACAUCAUCAAGAUCAUGCACCAGCUAAAGUGGAGGACAAGACAGCUGUAAAUGGCUCUGUGAAUGGUUUGGAAGAACCUUCCUCUUCCCAGUCGGAUGCGACAAAACAGGACAAAUAUGUCAGCACUAAACCAAGAAAUAGUAAGAAUGAUGGUGUGGAUACAGCAAUAUACCACCAUAAAUUACGUGAUCAGGUACUAAAGGCACUUUACGACGUUUUGGCCAAAGAAAGCGAACAUCCUCCUCAAUCUAUUUUACACACUGCCAAAGCUAUAGAAGGUGAAAUGAAUAAAGUUAACAACUGUGACACCAGCGAAGCCGCCUAUAAGGCCAGGUACCGUAUAAUUUACUCAAACAUCAUCUCCAAAAAUAAUCCAGAUCUCAAACAUAAAAUUGCCAACGGUGAUAUAACUCCCGAAUUCUUAGCUAUGUGCGAUGCCAAGGAUUUGGCUCCAGCACCUUUAAAGCAAAAGAUCGAAGAAAUUGCUAAACAAAACUUAUUCAAUGCACAAGGUGCUACUAUAGAAAGGUCAGUUACUGACAGAUUUACUUGUGGUAAAUGUAAGGAGAAGAAGGUGUCUUAUUACCAAUUGCAAACGAGAUCUGCAGAUGAACCAUUGACCACUUUCUGUACUUGUGAGGCAUGUGGUAACAGAUGGAAAUUCUCUUAA